AUGCCGAAACGUAAGCGCGGUAUCGCUACAUCAACUUCGAAAGCAUCUACCUCGUCCAAGCGGGUGAAGCGCGCUCCUACCACUGACGCACCGGGACCAUCUGCUUCGCCACAUCCACACGGAACUAUCGACUACGAGAAGGACUACAAGCUUAGAGCUAUCAUUAACGAGAAGGGCGGAAAGUACCUGAUCGACUGGGAAGACGACUCAGAGACUGGCGAAAAGUACGAGCCGACCUGGGAGCUGAAAGCGAACGCCAACGAGCUUGCUAUUGAGGACUGGGAGGCUACGAAGAGGGCCAGAGUCGCAGCAGGCACAUCUGCUACUCCUCAGCCGAAGGAGCGAGGUCGAAAACCUAAGAAGGCAGCCGAGCGCUUGUCUGCGCCAGCGAGGAAGCCUGGCAGAUCAAGGAGGGUCAUCGACAGUUCGCCUAUCGACAGUUCGCCUGGUCCGCAUGCUGAGACUGUGAAGUCUGAAGACGACGACGUUGUUCCUCCUCCAUCUGACAGCGGACCCGUGGAGACCGAGCCAGAACUCGAAAUCGAUGAGAGUGAGCCCGAAAACGACAACGAGAGCCUCCCAUCUGUGCCCGCAGACAAUCCCUUGUCCAACGGAAUUCCACUCGCAGUACAGCUGAGCGAUCCACCAUCUAGAUUCCGUGCAGGUGCUUACCAGAGGAUCUCAGAGCACGGCGACUCUUCUCGACCAAGUUCUAGACCAAGUUCUCGACACGACUCGUCGCUCAAGUCUUCUACUUCACUACCUAUUACUACUGAGGUGUUACGAAGCACUGCGGACGAGCCAGUGCCUAGUCAGGCACAGCCACAGCCAUCGUCGACCCAAGCUACCGGUGAUCAGAAUACCAGCCUAGUGGUACCGGAUUCGCAGAGUCAGCAGCAUUUUCACGAGACUUCGAGCUUCAAAGUCUUCUCUCCUGUGCCAGAGCUAGAGACUGCUGUGUCAACACAGGACCCUGCGACUUCGCAAGUGCAGCCUACGCAAGCAGCAGAGCCGGAACCGGAACCUGAAGAGACUCAGGAAGGUGAAGCACAGUCGAGGAAUUUUCCACUUGCGGUCGUUGAGCCAGUGCGUGGCGACUCUGUAUCGCAAGAGGUCGCACCUCAGCCACGAUCACCUAUCGCUGACGAGGCUGGUGCAAGUGGGGAGAAUUUUGCGACGAAGGAAGCAGAGGAGGUGCAAGCUCCAGGUGAACCCCAGGAAGCUGUAUCGAAGCCAGAGCAACCUGCCGCGUACGAGACUAGCGCAAGCGACGAGAAUCCUGCCACGAGAAUAGCAGGAGAAGUGCAAGCUCCGAACGGCUCUCAAGAACCGGUAUCGAAGCCAGACCAACCUUUGGCGGACAAAACCAACACGAGUGACGAGUCUCCAGCGAUCAGAUCAGAUUCAGAGCAGGAGCUUGCUGUUACUGCAUCGCACGUACAGGCAUCAGACCAAUCUGUAGCCGCAGGUCACGACAUAACGACCACGGACGAGCCAACUCGGCAGACAGUAGAGGAACAAUCUGAAGGAGGCGCUGCGGACGAGGAUCUCCACAUUACUUCUGUGGUCGAAGAACAGCCUACAAUCCAAGCUUCUGGGGCCUCAUUAGAAGAAGAGCAGCCGCGCUCACAGCAACGUCAAGAUCCACCACAGACUCAGUCAGGUGCGCCUUCGACAUCGGAACAGAGUCGCGACUACAUUGUCAUCAGCUCUGAGAACGAGCACGGGCAGAACUCGUCCAACGACCGUUCCAACGACUCGGCGCAAUUUCUAUCUCAGGCUAAAUUCAGCCCACCUCCUGGCGGACAACGCCCGCCAUCAUCCUCUGCUCUCCAAGGUAGUGUUGAGGAUAACUCUCAACCUGUCGAACUUCCGCCAGGUACAGCGCCAGCGUCCCAGAGUGAGACCAACGGUCAUUCGCAGCAAGCGACCGCAACUCAAUCAUCAUUCCCGUUCGCGACUCAGCUUCCCAAACCGUCAAGCGCUCCCAAAACCGAGUCCAAAGCACCAGGUUCGGCAACGAAGAGACGAGCAAUCUUCGCGCCUUUUCCCAAGCGCACGGCUUCGAGACCACCCAGCGUUACCUUGGGCACAUCUGUCGACACCUCUUCUUUUCCACCUAUACCUUCACAACCCUUGCAGACGCUCGGCGAAAGUGCACCGCCAAAACUACCGACACCAACUCCAUCGAUCUCGAAUACAUCUCCGGAAAGAAUGGACCCCUCAGCGGCGUCGCAGCCAGCGACACCCUCGCUUUCUAGCCAGCUCAAAGCGAUACGAGAGAGCCGCAGGCAAACAAGACGCUCUCAGACACCUGCCACGGUCAUCAACAAUGCACAGCCGAUCUCUUCACUACCUCCCAGCAUGAAUGCUGAAGUUGCAGCGGCUCGUAUGGCCUCUCCCGGACUGUCUGCACCAGACAGCGGGCGGUCACCAUCAGCCGUACCGGCGGUCGAGCCCGAGUCUCCAGUGAUAAGAGAGGAGAUGAACACGUCCGAGAGGUAUGAAACUCUUCUUCCUCAAGCACAGAGCAACGGCUUAGACUACCAGGAGCCUCAAACGAGGCCUUUGACAAAUUCCAACGAAGUGACAAUGGCGGCGCCUGAGGAUCCCAACGAAGACCCAGAGGUUGCUAAUAUGCACCUUGUGCCCAUCCCGUUCAAUGGGCCUCAGCGCGACUCUUACUCGAACAACAUCUAUCAUCACAACGCCGCGAUUGAGCGCAUACUGGCUGAACGACAUCCUGCAGAGCUACUUCUUGAGGAGGCGGAGAAGCUACUGCAGAGAUUGCGCGAUCUCGCAACACAUCCGGAUCUCACGAAUCACGAGACUCUUUCGCAGGCUUCUGAGCCAGAUCGACAGGCUCAGUGGGACGUCGACAGCAGUGGCAAGUUCUGCUUCCUCCAGAAGCUAUUCGACGCAUUGCAAGAAUUGAGCCAGACAACACAUGUCGCAGUAGCUGCACGAGGGCAUAGAGUGCCCGACAUGCUCGAGACCUUCUGCAGUGGCUGGUUUUACACUUAUAGCAGAUCGGGGCAAGACCAUCCCAGUAGCCAGCCUGGAAAGGACAAAGUUCGCAUCACGAUUCUCGACCUCGACAAGGAGACUGAAAUGCCACAAGAUGCUGAUAUUGUGAUCUCGAUGGACGGCACGACCGACUACCGACAUCGAAUCAUCCGUGCUGCGAGGCGGCAUACGAAGGGUAAGGGCAUGACCGGGACUAACAGUUGGGCCAUGCUACUCACUCUUGUUGUACCCAAGACUGUAGAGCACAUCGAACGAUGUCUCGCGUCUGAUCUGCCUCGAGCUGUGCGCGCAAGGGUACUCCUUGCAACGGCCAGAAAGCUCCAACACGAGGCUUGUAGGAAAGAGCACGAUGGACAAGAUUACGCCAAGGAAGCAGCAAGAAAACUGGUAGAGUAUCUUGACGACCCGGAGGCGACUGAAUGGCCACUGGGUUCGCUCAGCCCGAUACAGGAUCUCGAUAGCCAGACUCAGACAGAGCUUGAGGUCUCUCAUGCGGACGUAUCAACAGACCACGACUCCAAUGGCCAUCCUAGCAAGCGACCUCGACUUUCGGGCGACGAGAUACAGCAGCUGCCGACCACGAUCAACCCACAGGACAUGGAGAUCACUCACGUGAGCGAUUCGCUGGGCAGCAAGACGACGCAACCUAGUUUGAAUGCGAUCUUUGCCACCCCAACCGGACCGAGUGUGCGGGAGCAGCAGCUUGAAGCAGAACUGGACCGCGUGCAAGGGCGACUUGAGGACCACGUAAGGGACCUGGAAAAGGUUCAAUACCGGAACGAAGAGCAGCGCGCUGAUCUUUCCCACAAGUCACGCGAGCGGGAUGGUGCGGUAUCUCGCGUCCGUAAUGCGAUCGAACGCAUGAAUGUGGCCGAGAACAACAACAGCACCCUGAAAGCAGAACGCACGGAGCUCCAGAAGCAGCUCGACGCAGCUAACGCGAAGCUCCUCGACCACUCAGUACCUGAACGUGUAGACUUCGAGCGACUUCGUCUCGAGGCUGAGGCAGCCCACGUUGCCAAGGCAAAAGCCGACAAGAGUGUCGAGAAAGCGCAGAACGAGAUGGAGUGGUUUCGAUCGAUGUACCAAGACUCCUCCAACAAAGCUCGCGAGUUGCAAGCAGAGAACAACGACCUUCAAGCUCGUUUGGCCAUCGCGGAAAAGCAAGCUUCAGGCGAAAUGGCCCGAGCCCAACAGAUCUCACAAGACAUGCACUGGAAGACUCUUGACCGGGAGAACCGACAACUCAGAUCUAGGCUCAAAGACAGAGAGGCGGGAAUCAAGUUUCGCGAUGAGGAAAUCACACGCCUGAAGGAGUCUACACGCGGCCGCAUGGGGACACGACAAUCUUCUGUGCCACGCAGUCCACGCUUGGGUAGUCCUAUGAAACUUGCAGGUGGGAGAGGCUCUAGGCAGGCUAGUCCUGCUGCUGGAGAGGUGAGAGGAAAGGGUGGGCAUCCGUUGAGGAACUCUGCUGGUGGUUAG
Messenger RNA from Fulvia fulva, 4512 nucleotides. RefSeq lists its product as uncharacterized. NCBI's taxonomy places the organism in Eukaryota, Fungi, Ascomycota, Dothideomycetes, Mycosphaerellales, Mycosphaerellaceae. The record is from RefSeq and is a predicted model, not a curated record. The transcript is spliced from 3 exons. Bases 1 to 4512 code for a protein of 1503 amino acids. Gene Ontology annotation, cellular component: HDA1 complex.